AUGUCGAACCUCCGUUCAUCAGCGUUCCCCCAGCGCCUGUCUGGCCUGUCGCAGAGCCAAAGCGCCAACGAAACCUCCAGUGCGCCCUCGGACCAACGUGACGAUGCGAAGCGCAACAUGUUCAAGAACAUGAGGGCUCUGCCCACCCAGCACUACUGGGAUGUCUAUUUCGACGGACAAGCGAGAGACCAGAAGGAAGGUGAAGAGAACUACCACUCGAACCUCGAGAAGCUAGAUACCCAGAUCGAAUCGGUCCAGGACUUUUGGCGCUACCACAACAACACUCCCAUCGACCAGAUCAAGAUGCGAGAGUCCAUCUACCUCUUCAAGCAGGGCUUCCGUCCUGUCUGGGAGGAUCGCCGUAAUAUCACUGGUGGCAGCUGGACAUUCCGUGUCCCCAAGACUGUGGGCCCCGAAUUCUGGACGCAGAUCCAGCUCCUGGCUAUUGGCGAGAAGCUCCAGGGCGCUCUAGAUGGAGACGACCAGCUUGCGGGCGUUGGACUUUCGGUCCGUUUCAACUCCCACCUCAUCACCAUCUGGCACCGCGAGGGGUCCCGGAAGGCCUCGAUCGACGGCCUCCUCAAAUGCGUCAUGGACGAGCUUCCCGCCGAGCUGCAGCCGAAGCCCGAUACCUACUUCUACAAGAAGCACUCCGAGCACGCUGGAUUCAAGGCUCCACCUGAGCUGCAGGCUGUCUUGGAUUCACAGAAGAGGGCGGAAGCUCUCAAGACCCAGAAGAAGCAGCAGCUGCAGCAGGAGCCUAUUCCUGAGUAA
This is a messenger RNA of Clonostachys rhizophaga, 774 nucleotides long. Lineage: Eukaryota; Fungi; Ascomycota; Sordariomycetes; Hypocreales; Bionectriaceae. The record is from the annotation of a GenBank genome assembly.